AUGUGUAGCGUCGUGGUAGCCUUAGGAUACUUCUUAGGAAUAUCCAAAUCACAACUGGACCCGGUGCAGUGCCUAGAGUUUCUGGGUAUGGAGGCAGAUUCGGUCCGCUUGGCCUUCAGGCUACCAGAAAGGAAGAAGGUUUCGUUCGCCACCCUGCGAGAGGGAGUGUUGAAUGAGCAAAGCGUACCCAUUGUAAAGUUGCAAAAAUUGACGGGAAAACUGGUCUCCUUUGGGCUAGCCGUGCCGGCGGCGAGAUUAUAUUGUAGGGAGAUGUUUAACGCUAUCAGGUUGGCAGGCAAAACAGGCACAGAGGUCAGGAUCAAGGGUAGCGUAAGAGAAGAGAUACAAUACUGGAGGUUCUUAGACCAGUGGGAAGGGCACGUCCCUUGGAGGACGGAAAAGCAUGAGUCUAUAGAGUUAUAUUCGGACGCUUCAGGGUUCAGAUGGGGUGGUUCGGUUGCAACGGAGGAAGGCAGGGUGCAGUUCGGAGAUUACUGGACAGGGCAAGAACAGGAAGAUAUCAUAGCGGUUAAAAAGGCUGAAGCCCUCAGGCAGGUACUCUUGUCCACGGAAGAGCGGGUGCGCAAUAAGAGGGUAGACGCCCUUGUGGACAACACAAAUGUAAUCUCUGCCUGGAACAACCAAGGGGGGAAAAGCAUCCAACUGUCAAGGGCGGUGCGCAGACUGUGGGAGACGGUGGUUAGCCUAAACGUCGACUUGAAGUUAGUUUUCACUCCGUCCAGGGACAAUGAAGCGGAUGCCCCGUCGCGCCUUAUCAAGGCGUCGGAUGUGAUGCUGCAUAGAAAGGUCUUCCAACGGAUCGAUGCCGAGUUAGGAGGAGACUCCGGUUUUGACACUGACCUCAUGGCGUUACCGUCUAACGUGCAGUCAGCGAGGGACGGGAAGAAACUACGUUUCUUCAGUCCGUACCCAACUCCGUACUCUGAAGGGGUCAAUGUAUUCGCACAGGACCUGACGGGUCGAAACUGUUACGCGUUCCCCCCCUUCAGCCUUAUCGGAGCCCUAGUAAACUUGGUGAUACAACAGAAGGCGAGGGUGGUAGUGGUGGUUCCUGACAAGUUCCCCAAGAGUUACUGGUGGCCAAUUGUGGAGAAAAAGGCCGUGCAAAAAGUGAAGGGGAGGUUGAAGACCUCCAACCCCAGCCAACAAUUUGCCCCUACAAUAGCCAAGACCCUAGACACGGCAGCUCCGGUGGACAUUGUCAAGUUCCUUAUCUGGAAAGACCAGAAAGGGAAGACGAAAGUCCACGAGACAGGGUGUGGGGCUGGCAAGGAGGAGUGUGGGAGCCCCCAACACCACGUGCGCAACCACCACCCCCACCACAACCCCGCUGACCUGACGUGGCACCAUCAACAACAGGCGGCGGGCCCCCAACACCACGUGCGCAACCACCACCCCCACCACAACCCCGCUGACCUGACGUGGGAGUAUGAACAACAGGUGGGGAGCCCUCAAUACCAGGACGAGGGUCGAGCUGUAGACGACAGCGAGUGA
Branchiostoma belcheri (Belcher's lancelet) is the source of this 1515-nucleotide messenger RNA. RefSeq lists its product as uncharacterized. The record is from RefSeq and is a predicted model, not a curated record. The coding region runs from base 1 to 1515 and encodes 504 amino acids. The transcript is spliced from 4 exons. NCBI's taxonomy places the organism in Eukaryota, Metazoa, Chordata, Leptocardii, Amphioxiformes, Branchiostomatidae.